AUGUGUCCCGUUAGUCGAAUUAUCCGAAACGAGGGGGACAAAACUGACCCACCAAAACACCUGGGUCACUUUUGUCCUGCCCUCUUUCCAUGCUUUCAACCUGCCUCUCACACCCGUUCGCCACUUCUUUUCGAUUUGAAGCCAUUCUUGACCUCGAAGACGUUUGAAGCCAUUACUACCAGCACGCCAGCCACUGUCAAAGCUAACCCUAACUCUGCCGCCGGCGAAACCCAUUUCAACCAGAUUGUCUUCCCGAAACCGGCCUUCUCUCCCAACUCCGUGAAACGGCAUCGUUUGGUACGCAGGAUAGAUCGACGAGCUCCAAUCUGGAAUCCACACCCUUUCUAUCGUCGCCAAGAGUCCUCACUCAAAUCUCAACCCAAAUGUCGACCAGAAAACUGGGUUUUGUGCUUAAUUUGUCACUCGUGGCAAAGGAAAAAUGAAAGACGUGUUAGGAAUAGAAUAACUAGGAAUACCGAAUUGCGUACAUCUUUUAUAGAUAGUUUGUUGGACAAUGAUGUCACUUGUAUUAGUCAAUUGAGGAUGGAUAGGAGAACAUUUGUUAUUUUAUGUCGGUUAUUACGCCAAGAUGGAUAUAUGAAAAGAGAUGGUACUGUUACAUUGGAAGAGCAAGUGUGCAUAUUUUUGCACAUAAUUGCUUAUCAUACAAAAAACCGUACAAUUAUCAGUCGAUUCUAUAGAUCAGGGGAGACAAUUAGUAGAUAUUUCAAUUCAGUAUUGAAUGGGGUGUUGCGCUUACAUUCCAUUUUGUUGAGGCAUCCUGAACCUGUGUCGGAUAAUUGCUCGGAUGAUAGAUGGAAAAUGUUUAAGAAUUGUUUGGGAGCAUUAGAUGGAACUUAUAUUAAGGUGAAAGUACCUGAAAUCAAUAAGCCAAGAUAUCGAACAAGAAAGGGUGAGAUCGCAACAAAUGUCUUAGGUGUAUGUAACCCGAAUAUGGAAUUUAUAUUUGUAUUACCGGGUUGGGAAGGCUCCGCUUCAGAUUCCAGAGUACUUAGAGAUGCAAUAAGUAGGCCAAAUGGACUAAAAGUACCAACCGGUUGUUAUUACUUAGUGGAUGCUGGUUACACAAAUGGUGAAGGAUUUCUUGCACCAUAUAGGGGAACAAGAUAUCACCUUUCCGAAUGGAGAGAUGGUUGUGCACCCAUAAAUCAUCAAGAGUAUUUCAACAUGAAGCAUGCAUCAGCUAGGAAUAUCAUAGAAAGAUGCUUUGGGGUUCUUAAAAUGCGAUGGGCAAUUUUAAGAAGUCCAUCUUUCUACCCAAUUGCAACACAAAUCAAAAUCAUUACUGCAUGUUGUCUGAUACAUAAUCUGAUUAGAAGAUAA
Messenger RNA from Ziziphus jujuba (common jujube), 1344 nucleotides. Its product is annotated as protein ALP1-like. NCBI's taxonomy places the organism in Eukaryota, Viridiplantae, Streptophyta, Magnoliopsida, Rosales, Rhamnaceae. The transcript has 4 exons. The record is from RefSeq and is a predicted model, not a curated record. Bases 1 to 1344 code for a protein of 447 amino acids.